Messenger RNA from Penaeus vannamei (Pacific white shrimp), 6571 nucleotides. Lineage: Eukaryota; Metazoa; Arthropoda; Malacostraca; Decapoda; Penaeidae. The record is from RefSeq and is a predicted model, not a curated record.
GUUGUGAGUGGAUGUGUGUCCAUGUGUGAUUUUGUGCUUGUGCAUAUUUUUUUUGCACAUGAAUAUGUGAAUAUGUCUGCAUGUAUGUAUAUAUGCGUCGCUGUAUAUUUAAAACGGUCGUAAUGUGGUCACAGUUUUGUGGUUAGUGUGUAAAUCAAAAGCCAAUAAUUUGUAUAUUUUUUCAUCAAUUUAUAAGUAAUUCAACGACAACGAACGUUAGACCAUUAUUAACUUCCACUUUUUACGGUUUGCUUUCAAAUAAUUUCAGUUUGAAUUUUACCGAAUGCAGAUCACUGCAUUGAAAUCGUGAUGCAUUUUUUACGUUGUUUUCACAUCUGUCCGUUAAAAUAAUGAAAGGAAGGAAUGAAAUAGAAGUACCUGAUUAUUAUUCAUUUUAUGCACACGUUAGUUGACCGUUGUAAGAAGAUUGUAGAGUAACUUCCAACAGGAAGAGAGUAAAAAAAAAAGAAAAAAAGAAAAAAAAAACAAGAUAGAUAUACAUACAUAUGUGUAUUUUUUUCAAAUUAACGGGAUGAUUGAAUAACAAUGAUAAAUGUUAAAAGAUUUGCGAAUGAAAAUAUAGAGAGGAAAUAAAUUCGAAUCAAGUAAUUAAUGCAUAUGAGAGCGAAGACAACAGAUGAAAUUUGAAUAGACAGAACGAAACAAAUAUGGACGUAGAAAGGAAAAAAGAAAUAUUGUAUAUACAAAAAACAAAGCGACAUAACCUGUUAGUCAAAAUAAAAAAGAAGUAGAAAGAAAAGAGAAAUUAGCAAAACUAAUAAUUCUGUUGGCAAUAAGGGAAAAAGCAGGUAGAAGUUACAAGGUAUUAAAAACAUUUUUAAAAAGCAGAUUGUAAAGAUGCUUAGCCGAACGAUUGGAGAGUUCAGAAAAUAAAAGUAGCGAAAAAAAUAAACCUUUUCACUAUAUACUAAACGAAAAGGGACACAGCCUCACUUUAAAGAAUCACGACGAAGAUAUUGAGUACAGGACAAAGCCAGGAUUACAAAGACAACGACAUAGAACGAAAAAGAUAGGAAAAAUAUUUACACAACCAAAAAGUACACGCACAAGCAUAAAGAAAUCAAAUCCACCUUUAAAGGUCACAACCUAAAAGAAAAAGAAAAGCUAUAAAAAAUAAUAUCCUAAAAAAAAAAAAAAAAAAAAAAAGCGACGGCGAGAUUGCAAAGGUGUACCGCCUCGGUGUGCAACAAACAUGGCGGGCGAGAGCGACACUUGUUGACGGGCAGGAUCGCGUCUCGGCCUCCUGCUCGCCCUCUGACCCCGUGACCUGCUGGGAUGAUGUGACCUCGGGGUGGCCACAGGUUCCAAGAUGAGUGGGCUACGCCGGCUCCGCGUAGCGGAGCUCCAUCCAAAUCUCCUCUGCAUUCUCUGUGGAGGAUAUUAUGUGGAUGCAACCACCAUCGUCGAGUGCCUCCAUUCUUUUUGCAAGACCUGCAUUGUACGGUACCUGGAAUCAAGCAAAUUUUGUCCCAUUUGCGACGUCCAAGUCCACAAGACGAAACCUCUGCUGAGCAUCAGACCAGACAAAACCCUGCAAGAUAUAGUUUAUAAAUUGGUCCCCGGCCUGUACCAAAACGAGAUGUGCCGACGGAGAGAGUUCUACACUGGCCACCCAGAGACACAGCCCAUGAGCCAAGAGGACGGGGGCAGUGACGUCGGCAGAUGGUACAUCCUCCCGGAUGACCCUGUUUCCCUGGCGCUCUGUCCUGCCCCCCCAAUACUCAGCCCAACCCCCCCAUCACACCCCAACAAUCAUGGUUGCUUGACAGAUGGCACUGGGGUGACAAGGGGAGAGGCCAUGCCACGAUUGUCUGAAGUUACUAAGGUUCGUGGUAGUCACAUGCGCUACCUACAGUGCCCGGCGGGAGUAAGCGUGGCCCAGCUAAAGCGACUCCUGAGGGCCAAGUUUGGGGUGGGGCCCUCUCACCCCAUGGCCCUCCUCACGGGCUCUUCCGACGACCCUCUCAAUGACACCCUGACGCUGGUUGACGUGGCGUACAUUACAUCAUGGCAGCGGACUGAGCCCUUACAACUGCUGUACCGAAUAUACGAGAGAGCAAGCAAGAAAAUCAAACUGGACCCCGACACUUUCUGCAAGGAUUCUGGAAGCCUGUCUGAAGACAUGCCCAAGCUGGAGCCCAAUGUAGGAACGGAUGUGGCUAGUAUUACCUGCGGUUCCUCUGACUCAGCAGGCAAUUUGACAGACUUCCGGUGUGCCCCAUUGUUGCAGGCAGUGGGGGUGCUGGGUUACCCUCUGCCUCUCAAAAGUGAGCCUCCCCCUGAAGCUCCAGCACCGUUGUCAUAUGUUGACAUGGCCUCGGAGGUGGCCCUGCAGAAUGAGGGCCCCCGGCUAAAUGCGGCUGUCAAGCAGGAAGAUGCGCUGACUGCUAAACCAAUGGAAAUGCUGGCCAGUGAGAAGGAAAGUCCUUUGCAAGGAGUGACCAAUUCAGUGAGUGAAAUGAUACAGGGUAAUAGUGAGGUUAGUGGUAAUGAUGCAAGCAAAGGGCACAGCAUGCUCCAUCCCAGUGAUAGUGUAGGAGGUGGAGCACUGGUGACAUACACACCAGGUUUUCCUGCACCCAGCAAUGGUGUCAAUGUAGAAAUUGCAUUUGUGCCAGCAGAAAUGGCAUGUGUGGCCCCAGCAGCGGUCCCUUGUGCAAUAGUCCCCAGUGAGGGCUGCAUUCCAGUGAGUGAGAACUGCAUUUCCGAAGGUGUUGAGGUACCUGUAGGGGCAAGCAAUUCCAACACACAGACGCAAAAGCAUGCCAAUGGGAGUGUGGGAGGGGCUGGUGUGCCCAAUAUUUGGGGUGGAUUGGGACCUAAGAAGGAAACUGAGGCAGGAACUAGUGAUGUGAUAGUGCCUAAGGAGAGCAAGGAAGAGAGAGAAAAGAAGAAAAAGAAAAAGGACAUGGAGGAGGAAGGAAAGGAGGUGCAACUCAAGAUAAGUGAGUCGGGGGUGAUGAGUGUGUGUGGGCAGGACACCACAGUAGAGGGUGUCAUCAACUCAUUACAGACAGAAGCUUGUGAACUCUUAUCAAAGAUAGAAAGUGGGUCUCUGGGUGAGGACUUCCCAGUGAAAGAUGUGGUCAGAGACCAGAAGUCCUCUAGUGAUUCUAGUGCUGAGAGUAAAAAGAUGAAAUUAAAGGAGGCUCAGAGAGCAGGUGAGGAGAAAUGUCCAGUGAGUAAUGAGAAGGUGAAUGUAGACUGUGCAAGAGAGGCAGGAGAAAAGAGAAUAUCCCCAAGCCAAGAAGCUGUGCCUGAUUUUAAUCACAAAGGCUUGAGUGGGGCCAACAAGGAUGCAAGGGAAGCAAGAUCUUGUGACAAGUUGAGAAUAGAUGGCAGUGCAGAAGUGGGGCCAAAGGUGAAGCCUGCGACUGAGACUCGGGAGAAGGCAUCAGACAGGAGGUCCUCAGAUGUCAGAAGAUCUGUUGAGCAGCAGCAACCAAACAGUGUGAAGGAAAACAGUGGGAAUGGCAAGGAUAGUCGCUCAAGCCACAUACCAGCCAGCCUGACAGCUGCAAGUCUAGCCAACCUCAACAAACCACACUUGAAGGCAGGAACAUCAAAAGCUCAGAUAGAAGAAGACACCAAAACCAAGGAGAAACCAAGUAACAAUGGCCUCAACACCAAAAGGGAGGGCAAGCAGGAGUCAGCAGCUAAGGCCCCAGUUGGAGGCUGUCGUAAGUCGUCGCAGCCAUAUGGCUAUAAGACGCUCAAGACACCACCCAAGAGCUGGAACCCAACCAUCUCUAGAGAGCUCUUGGUGGCUGGCAAGUCUGCCAUCAACAAGGGCAACCAUGAAGCCCCCCGUACAAACAAGAUAUUCAAAGUUCGCAAUGCUCCUCGCUUCCUGGGCAACCCUAACACUGGAGUCAGACCUUUGUACUCUGGAACCAAUGAGAGUAACAGCUGUAUGAAGCGCACCCUCAUGUCCAAACUGGAUCCCAAAGUUGCGGGGCCCAUGACAGUGACAGCAAACAAUGAUGUGAGUGUGUCAAGCUAUAUGUCGGCAACCUCAGGCACCACUUCCUGUGUGUCUUCCGUUCAAUCGCUGGCCUCUUCACCAGCCCAGGUAACUGCAAGUCCAGGAGCGGCACUCAUGGUCACAGCAACCACCAGCCAGGUGACAUCUUGUGCUCCACAGAGCAACAGUUGUACAACAGUAGUGGGAAGCCAAAGUGGAGGGUCUGAGGCAGACAACACUGUGGUCACCAGUACCAAAGCUUCCUCUACCUUGCCUGCGUCAAUAGCAAGUGGGACAAAGGAAAGUACAAAUCAAAGUUCAAAAGUCUGUUUUAAUACUAAUAGUUUGGCAGAGAAUAAGUCUGAGAGUAAGGCUACCCAUCACAACAGUGGUAAGACUGUCACAAACAACAAACCCCCAAGCAACAUCAACAAUUCAGCAAACAAAUCUGAGAAGAAGGCUCAGCAGAUUUCACACAGCAACAACUCCAAGCCAGAAGUUAGUGUGGAAAGCGGAACCACAAAGGCGGAUGUGAAAGUCAAUUCGAGUAGUGCAGUCAUACCAACACGGACCACAAUUACACACCCUGUCUCCAAUGCUCCUGUUAUGAUGCAGCAAAAAACUGGGGCUUCAACCAGCAUAACCACAUGUAUCACGCAGGUGAAACCAGCGACUGUCAACUCUUUGACAAUUUCCAAUACAGUCCACCAGCCUCAGCAGCAUCUAGCCAUGGCAGCACCAGCACUUGGGGUAGGCAUUAUCCCCUCUUGUGGGGUGACUUUCCCAGCAGCCAUUGGCAACUUGCCCUUGCCUUGCCACACUAGCUCUUCCAUCAGUUAUCCAACAUAUCCGUACAUCUACCAAGGCGCAGAACCCAUCAGUCUUAUUCCGCCUCAUCCCUCUGCUUCUUUCAUACCAACAUUCCCCACCUGCCUCCCGCAUCGGCCAGCUCUGGGCUCAAGGGGUAUAGGAGGAGCCAAAAUCAUGCCAGAGCUGUCCCUGCAACAGAGCCUUCUUCCAGUGCUACCUUUGGUGUCACAGGUAUCCCCCCAAACACUCUCACCUCGCCCCAUGACUCCACCUUCCCCCAGGACGCCCACUUCAUCGCAGUCUCCCAGGCCAUAUCCAGCCCAAUCUCCCAGACAGUCUAGUACCAAUCAGUCCAGACCUGUCACACCACAGUCCCCAAAGCAAUGCCAGGUGGGGAAGGCAGAAAUGCAACCUGGAAAAAACAAUGGAACACCUUCGAUGGCUGGGACCCAGUCAAUGAAGAUGGGGAAUAUACCUGUUCAAACCACACAGCCUAUCUGGCCCGGCAAUUGUCCUAAGCAGGUGACUGGGCCUGGCCAGGUGUUUGCAUCGACUCAACCAAGCCCUCAGUCCCCAGGUCCUCCACCUUCCACCAUUGCCGCCAUGAACACAUCACUCAGACUGAAUGCUUCUGUACAAACAUCAAGCUCUCAUACCUUAAUCACUCCAAAGACUCAGUGGAGCUCUGUUAAUUCUUCUAAACCUGUUGUGCCUCAGUCCUCAAAAGCUCUGAUGAUCAGUCUGCCAGGACUAUCUAAUGCCCAUGGAGUGCAGACGACCAUAUCAGAUACAAACCGACCACAUACUCCACAGUCCCCAAAGUCCCCUCGACCCCAAACCCCCCAGUCUCCAAGGCUCUCAAGUUCUGCUCAGUGCACAGUGCCACAGGGAGUAGCCAAGCUAACCAGUGCUGUUGAAUCCCCCAGACCUCAUACCCCUCACUCCAGGUGUUUACCCAACCUGCCACGCUCACCCUCACAAGCUAAGAAUGGUGGAAACAAGGAAAAGGCUCACCCUUCUGAAGGGCAACCAGGCAACAAGAGGAAUGAAGGGGUUGCUAUUGAGGCUGUAGUGAGUUCUAGCCCAAACCCUCCUGUGAUAACACCAUCCAUUACCCUUGCUCCAGCUGGGACUACUGUGACAUCUGGAGCAGUGACUCCCUCUUUAGCUAAUUCGUUAGGAAACAAAUUCAUCCUCCCUCAAGGAGCACAAAUGGCACUCCCUCUCCCAACAAGUUUUGCAUCUCUGUACCUUGAGGGUGUCACAAAUGCUCUACCAGUCUCACUGGCCAGUCCAGGAAUGUCUGCAGACUUGUCAGGUGUGACCCUGACUCCGUCAUGUAAUACGUCCCUCUAUAUUCCCUCGAGUAACAUUUCAAGUACGAUGCCAUUCAUACCAUUUAGUAAUUCAACCCAGUUCCCCAUACCUACAUGUGCCACAGUCUCUGUUUCUCAGCCCUUUUGUCCAACAAACACCACAGUAUCCCCCAAUUUACACCAUGCUCACACAAAAAUGCCUGCAGUUCCCAUUAAUAAUACACAGCCUUCAAAACCAAGUGGUUCAAGCAGACUCUCACACAAAAAUAACAAGCCUGAAACAUUUAUCAGUCUCCAAGUUGCAUGCAGCUAUGGCAAUGUCCUCAUAGCUUCAUUCAAAGCUGGCUCGGCACAAGUUGUCACAGCCUCAUCACAGUCUUCACCUCUCAUGGGAAUCCAGGCAAGCCACACCUCAUUUGCAAUUGUGCAGCUCUGCAGCUUCUAUAACUCUGUCACAUAG